Molecule: messenger RNA, 3646 nt
Organism: Pecten maximus
Lineage: Eukaryota; Metazoa; Mollusca; Bivalvia; Pectinida; Pectinidae
Exons: 6
Coding region: 12-1340 (442 amino acids)
Source: RefSeq, a predicted model, not a curated record
CAACCAAAUUGAUGUCUAUAGACACAGAAAAUCCUGCUGUCUCUUUGGGCAGGUUUAUGGGAAAUAUUCUGGGUCAUAUACAAGUAAAAAUUGGAGAUGCUUUAAGAUGUGGAGAAUCGGAUGAGAGUGGUAGAUGCCAGAAAGCGACAGGCUUUCAAAAGUUGUUUGAAGCCGAGUGGAACUACAGAGUGAACUCAGUCUGUGUAAAACGAAAAAACGCAUUACACAGACAAAAGGUACAGACCAUUCCUUUGACAGAAGAUCUGAAAACGCUCACAGAAUUCAUUAUGUGCAACAUAAGAGAAACAUCCACAGCACUGCAGAAAUGCCCGACACCUUGUGAUUGGACAAAACUUGCCAAAUUUACCAUGUGCAGGUUGAUCCUGUUUAACAAGCGAAGGCGGGCUGAAGUCAAAGACUUGAAAGUUCAGGACUACGAGAAGAGGCCCAACUGGCAUGAGGAUCAGCGUGGUGAAUUUGACCUGGCAUUAUCACAUGCGGACAAAGUAUUAGCCAGCAGAAUGGACAUGGUCAUUUCAGCAGGGAAGUCACGGAAAAAUGUGGACGCAUAUGUCCUGCUGCCACCAGACAGCAAGGAUGCCAUUGACCUCCUUAACAGCCUGAGAGAUAAAGUCGGGAUCAGAUCCACCAACGAAUACAUAUUCGCUAGGGUUUGCUCAGAGACUCCGCUGACGGGCAACACCGAGCUCAGAGAAAUUGUUGACAGUUGCCCCAACCUUCAACAUCCUGAUAGAAUCAGCUCAACAUCACUUAGAAAAUAUAUAGCCACAGUCUCUCAGAUCCUGGAUAUGACUGAUCCAGAGCUAGAAAUGCUUGCAACGCAUCUAGGGCAUGAUGUCAAAACCCACAAAGAAAACUACAGACUGUCACAUUCAACCCGUGAAUUGACAAAGACUCAAUUGUGCUCUUUCACUAUUUCAGAAUUGCCCACAGUCGAGGAUAUUCUUCAUGGAGAAGAUGGGGUUGAUGAAGAAGGUACCCUGUCCAAUAGACGACAGGAAUCUGAUGAAGAAGGUACCCUGUCCUAUAGACGACAGGAAUCUGAUGAAGAAGGUUUGGAUGGAUCUUCAAGCAUUGUGCAGAGUGAACCGCAUAAAAGAAGUACAGGAGAAAACAACAAACAUGCCAAGAAAAGAGCCUGGACACAGGAAGAAAAUGACUGCCUGAAGAAAAAGUUUAAAUUUUAUUUUGCUGGUGUCAAAAGCGUCCACAAUGCGGACAUGGUGGAUGCUCAAAAACUGUGUCCAUCUCUUUGCCUUCGGACGAAGGCCCAAAUAAGGGCAAAACUGAAUAACAUGAAACUGGGGAAAUCGACUUAGGAGAUCAGAAAAAGUUCAAAUUUUAUUAAUGGUUUGUUAUAUCAUCAAAUUGCCUGUUGUCCGUGGUUCUCCAACCAUCCAUAAACAAUUCUUCUUACCACUAUUUCUCAGAAAGUACUGCAGGAAUCUUUCUCAAAUUUCAUUUGUAGAUUUCCCUUGGUCCCUAGUUAUGCAUAUUGUAUUUUGAGACUGAUUUAAAAAAAGAACUUGGCUACCAGACGGCCAUCUUGGGUUAUGAGAGCUGAAGUUUGUUAUCGCCAUUUCUCAGGAAAGUACUGGAGGGAUCUCCCUUGGUCUCUAGUUAUGCAUAUUAAAUUCUGAGACUGGUCAGAAAAACAUCAUAGCUGCCAGAGGACCAUUUUGGAUUUUGAGAGUUGAAGUUUGUUAUCGCUUUCUCUGAAUGUGCUGGAGGUAUCUUUCUCAGAUUUGAUAUGUUGGGUUCUCUAGGUCCCUGGUUGUGCAUGUUACAUUUUGAGACUGAUCUUAAAAAGAAUAUGGCCGCCAGACAAUCAUCUUGGAUCGCUAUUUCUCAGAAAGUACUCUAGGGAUCUUUCUCAAAUUUCUUUGAGGGGACAAUGUCAAACAUAGUAGUGUGAAGUUUUGAUUAAAGCAACAAAAUUAUGUUUUCACUGUUGAUGUGACAUGAACAGAUGGAAAAGAAUGGAAAAUAUCAAUAGAACUAAUGUAUAUCUUACAACGGUGGGCGCCAAGAUCCUUCUGAGUUCUCUUAGUUUCGCUUGUGUAAAGAAAAGCAUUCACAAUGUGGACAUGGUGGAUGCUCAAAUAUUAUGCCCAUCUCUUUGACUAAAUCUGGUUGAAACUGAAUAACAUGAAACCAAGGAAAUACAAGUAGGCUGAUGUGUAUUUCAGUAUUAAAUUUAAAUUUACAAUGGUAACUUUAGUUCAAAUCCAUUGUGGUUCAGUUAUUAGCUCACCUGUCUUUACUAGUCAUAAAGUACUGAAUGUUUUUUAACGUGGUCAGAAGCAUCUUUUAGGAAUUUCAUUGGAUUUCAAUUUAAGGGUCUGAUAAAAUUUUCUCAAACAUUCACUGUAAAUAAUGUCAGCAUUUUGUUUGGAUUACCACUUUUGUUUUGGUGACAUGCUGUUUAUGUGGGCAUAAAUUGUGUGUUGAAAAUUAUUGUCAGUUUUUUAUGUUAAUGAUAUUGUUGUAGAUUCAUAAUUUUAUGAUGGAAUGUGAGCAUAUUUUUGUAAAUCUAUCUUUAAAAGGUAAAACCCAUACAUUACAUUUGCUCUUAUGAUUGGCUAAUAUUUAUCACAGCAACAACACCGGAUGUUGUCCAUAUACAUUCAAAACUUCAAUAUGUCCAGCAUCCAGCAUGUUGUUUCUUUUUGAAUGAUUUGUUGAUACAUUGACAUCAUCAGUGAUAUGUCAUGAAUUUAUUGAAAUUUAGAAGAUAAUUCUAGUUAAUUCUUGUUACAAGUGAAAUUUGAGUAUUUUACUUUUGUUUUAAUCUACCAAGUAUCACUAGGCUCCUUAAUAAAUUCUGAAAAAUACCUUUCUUGUGUUCAUGUCAUAUUAUUUGGAUUUCUUGUACAUUCUCUUAACACUUGUAUAUUAGUGUGCUAUAUUUGAAGUGAUUGUUAUCAUUGGCUGUCAUUUACAUCUUUUCUUUAAGAAAGUGUGUUCUGAAAUUUUAAUUGGUACCAUGGAAAAUGAUUAUGUGUAUGUGGUAAAAAUUAUUUAGAUGAGAAAUAAUAGAUGACGUUGAUUAAGAUGGAAUUGAUUGUUUUGGGUUGCUUGUUAAAAAAAUUGUGCCAAAAUUUGUCAAAAUUAACCAAAUAUUCACAUCUGCAUAAUAUAUGCAAAGUAAAUAGUGCCAUUAGAGGUUACAUGGUAACUGUACAGUAGAUGAAAUGACAGAUGCAUUUUAUUUUAGUUGUAUCAGGGAUGUAUUCUUUGGAUUUGGGGGACCAAAGAAUUAAGGCCAAACGGUCCCAUUGUUUUUUGUUGCAUAUGUUUGUUAUGACACAGAUGGAAAAACAAGAUAUCCUGCAGGUUUCCAUUGAAAUUACGUUAUGCUGAUUUCAUUUUGGAAGUUUGAUAUUCCGAUUUUUUUUAAAGAAAUUACUGUACACAUCUUUCUAAAACUUCAUAUGCAGGCCUCCUUUCCUGUUUUUAUUGGCCCUACUGAUAGGGAAGAUUAAAAAGCAAAAAGAUCAAUCUUAUCAUAAAAAAAUCUUUUGGUUGGCACCAAUAUAGGACCUUGUGUUGGUAUUUUAGUUCAUUAAGUAUGUUUAAUAUCAUUGUAUGAAAUACUGAUUCAGAAUAAAUUUACUGAAAAGAU